This is a messenger RNA of Scaptodrosophila lebanonensis, 3369 nucleotides long. It is a transcript of the gene IntS4, whose product is annotated as integrator complex subunit 4. The transcript has 2 exons. Bases 80 to 3133 code for a protein of 1017 amino acids. Gene Ontology annotation, cellular component: integrator complex. Gene Ontology annotation, biological process: snRNA processing. Lineage: Eukaryota; Metazoa; Arthropoda; Insecta; Diptera; Drosophilidae. The record is from RefSeq and is a predicted model, not a curated record.
UAUUCUGAAUUUCAUCAAGGAGAAUCAACAAUUUGAAAACGUUUAAUUGGGGGACAAGCCAAUAGCGAAACAUUGUACAAUGGCAGUAGCCAUUAAAAAAUCACACUCCAUCGUCGAGACGAUUGGCGAUGGAGCGCUACCACCAAAGAAGCUGCGUUUGCAAACAUUGGCCGCCGCCGCAGCGGCAGCGACAACAAAACCCGCAGUUCCGGAGAGCAAACUGCAGGUACUGACUCGUCUGGAUCCCUUCCUGACAUCAGCAAUGGCGGUAGCUGCAGUGGCGUCAUCGGGAAUGCCCUUGGGCAGUGGCAGUAGCAGCAAUGUCACCGCCAACGGUGGUAUCGCUGCUGCCGGCACCAUCACAACCAGUCCAAGUCAGACGAAGGAGCUGCUCGAUGUGCUGGUUAAAAUUACAGAUGAAAUUUCCUACGAGAAUGUAGCGAUUGAGGAGCUAAAGGAAGCCUCAGCAAAAAUAUUUCAGCUCUAUCAGCUGCAGGACCGUGAAAGCGAUACUUCGGUCCGUGUGAAGCUGUUGGAGCUUCUCUCUGGCCUGGGCUGUGAGUGCACUACCGAGUUGAGCCUGAGCCACAUUAUAGACUAUUUCAUCUAUUUGCUGCGCAAGGAAACGUCUCAGAAGGUGCUGGCGCAGGGCAUGAUGUGCCUUUAUCGCAUCGGACAGCGGGAGCGGGAACGACAACGUCCAUUGCUACCGCUCUCCUAUAACACGCAAGUGGCGCAUCUGGCAAAGGAACAACUUCGUUCGGGCUCAACACACACACAAAAGAAUGCAAUGCUGGUGAUUGGACGCUUUGCCACCUGCAUGGAGGGCGAGCGACACUAUGUGCGGAAACUGGCGUUUUACAUUGAUUCACAGGACUCGGGUGUGCGGACACAAGCGUUGCACGCGCUUCUCACGUUGGGCGAGCGUGGCAGCCACUUGCCAGCUGUAUUGUAUAAGCGUGCCGUCGAGGCCAUGAAGGAUGACUACGAGUGCGUGCGCAAAGAGGCACUGCGUCUAGUCUAUACGCUGGGCAUUCGCCAUCCAGACUACAUUGUCGCCUCGGAGCGUCAGCAUGAAGAUAUGCGCAUGAUUGAUGCAGCCUUUAGCAAGGUCUGUGAGGCUCUUUGUGAUCUAUCCCUGCAAAUUAGGGUGCAGGCCGCAGAGCUGCUGGGUGGAAUGACGCACGUCAGCAGCGAGUUUCUGCAUCAGACCCUGGACAAGAAGCUAAUGAGCAAUUUGCGACGCAAGCGGACGGCCCAUGAGCGUGGGGCGUGGCUGGUGUCCAGCGGCGAAUGGUCGUCGGGCAAACGUUGGGCAGAUGAUGCACCACAGGAGCAUCUGGAUGCAAGAAACGUCUCGAUAAUAGCGAGUGGCGCAUGCGGCGCACUCAUUCAUGGACUAGAGGAUGAGUUUCUGGAGGUGCGCACUGCAGCCGUGGCAUCCAUGUGUAAGUUGGCGCUAUCCCGUCCAGAUUUUGCUGUGACCAGUCUGGAUUUUUUGGUGGACAUGUUCAAUGAUGAGAUCGAGGACGUGCGUCUAAAGGCCAUUUACAGCUUGACCGCGAUUGCUCGCCACAUUGUGCUGCGGGAGGAUCAAUUGGAGAUUAUGCUCGGAUCUCUAGAAGAUUACUCCGUAGAUGUGCGCGAGGGCCUACACCUAAUGCUAGGCGCCUGCCGCGUCUCCACCCAGACAUGUCUGUUAAUGGUGGUGCAGAAAUUACUUGACGUGCUAGCCAAGUAUCCACAGGAUCGGCACUCAACAUAUGCUUGCAUGCGCAAAAUUGGACAGAAGCAUCCACAUCUAGUGAUGGCGGUAGCCGUCCAUCUGCUCUAUGUGCAUCCUUUCUUUGAGACCCCGGAGCGUGAUGUCGAAGAUCCAGCCUAUUUGUGCGUUCUCAUCUUGGUCUUCAAUGCGGCGGAACAUUUGGUUCCCAUCAUCAGUUUGCUACCACCAGCCACACAUCGUCAUUAUGCGUAUUUGCGGGACUCUAUGCCACAAUUAGUGCCUCAGCUGCCCAUUGAGGGCGCCUCCUCCACCACCAAGCGCAUCGACGAUGCCCUAAAGGGCGCUGGCAGCUCUGCCGACUAUUUAAAGAUGAUUCUCAAACACAUAGAGGAGAUCUUCACCCUGCCCGAUGGACGUGUGGAGCUACUGCAAACGGCCCAGUCCAAUCUGCAACGCUUGGGGGCUAUUGAUGCGGACAUGUAUGGACCGUCGAAUUUUCUGGAGACCUUCCUCUCUGCACAGAUCCAAAUCGAACAGAUGCAGCGCUGCGCGACCACGCAGCGUAGUCGUGUUCCCCUUAAGGAGUCGCUUGCGGCACUCGUCCGAAACUGUCUGAAGCUGCAGCACACGUUUUCGGGCCUCAACUAUGGCGACAUAUUGCAGGUGAAGCAGCUGCGAUUGCGCGCUUGUGCCCUACAUCUGGUGCUGGUCGUGCGGGAUCGUUCACAGAGCGCUCUGGGUCCUUGCCAAAUGCUUCUACAGACUGCCGGCGACAUAAGCAGCUUUAUAAAGAGUAAUGAGAGUGAUGGAGAGGAGCAGAAGCCGGGAUCUUCAUCACAACCGGGACAGCCGCCCAAUGCACAGCCUGAUAGCUUUACAAGAACUCUACUGUCCAAACUGGAUGCCAUUACAGAUCCAAAACCGGGUCGAGUGUUCAGGGAGAUACUGCCCCUCGUUCAAAAUGCACCACCAUUGGCUCUGCCGCCGGCCAAUGACAAAAUCCGACGCUGUGUCGCAAAUAUUUUGGAGCCCUGCCCACUGCAGUCGCAGGAUAACGUUAUCAAAGUUACGGCCGGUCUCAUUGCAGCAGUGCCAUUUGUGGCUGAAAUCGACAAUCUGCUGAAGUCCCAAAAGGCCGACAUGCGCAUUAAGAUCAAGUAUCCGGACCAGCACAUGCACACGGUUGUGCCGAAGAUGUCGGACUUUAAACCCAUUAUGACGGAGCAAGGGGAGCACGAAACGAAUGUGCGCCUGCGCACGACCAUACUCCUCUCACACAGCGUCUGGACCGAGGCAUCCCUGGUCGAGAUCCAACUUUGUCUAGCGGUGCGCCCCGGCAGUGAACUGGAGCUGUGCAAGCCGGCUAAAGUGCUCUUCGCACCGAAGCCAGUUCGACGCGGUAUUUAGCGCGUUGGCGACGGCGACGGUGGUAACUCUGGCCCCACUGUUGCCAAGCAGCCGCAACGCGUACCAUCUCUGGGCGCCAAAGCAAACAGGCGUGGUGGUACCAGGCGGGUGAGCUGAGGGGCAGGUAAAUCAGGAUUUGUAAAGAUAUUGGAAGACUAUGGGAACGACGUAGUGUAUAUAUAAAAUCAGCAAGUAGAAAAGCUAAAGUCGGGUGUCCCGACUUUGAAAUACUCUGU